GGUGCAGGGGGCGAGCGGCGGCGGGAGGUGGGGCUACACGGCGCUGCACGCCGCCGCCGAGAGCGGAGCCGCCGAGGCGGCCUCCGCGCUGCUCGAGGCCGCCCCGGCGGCUCGCGCCGCCGCGGCGCUGGCGCGGGCCGACUCCUUCGGGCGCCCGCCGGUGGUGGUGGCCGCGCAGGCCCGCCACGGCCACGUGGAGCUGGUCGAGACGAUGCUCGACGCUGGAGCGAGCGUGCACCAGCUCGACCGCGACGGGCGCACCGCCUUCGACUGGGCAGUGCUCAGGGGCCACGGGCCGCUGGCCGAGCUGCUGCUCGCCCGCGGCGCCGCGCCCGCCGGGCGCGAUCGGUGGGGGCGCGGCCCCGCGCACCACGCGGCGGCCAACGGCCACGAGGAGCUGCUGAGGUCUGUCCUCACCCUGCGCGCCGACCCUGGCGCGGCGGACUCCGCGCGGCAGGC
This is a messenger RNA of Prorocentrum cordatum, 459 nucleotides long. Lineage: Eukaryota; Dinophyceae; Prorocentrales; Prorocentraceae. The record is from the annotation of a GenBank genome assembly.